Molecule: messenger RNA, 1077 nt
Organism: [Torrubiella] hemipterigena
Lineage: Eukaryota; Fungi; Ascomycota; Sordariomycetes; Hypocreales; Clavicipitaceae
Source: the annotation of a GenBank genome assembly
CCGGGGGUUGUCCCGUAUGACAGCUAGGCGAGCAUUGUUACUAUGUUCAAGAUGAACACUGCACGUGAUGCUGCGUAAAUGUAUCACUACUUGCGAGAUUCUGACACCUCUUCACAACUUUGGACAUCACAUUGCCCUAGAAGAAAUACAAUGAACACAAUGGUACAAUUAAACCCACCAGAGCAAUUCGCUACGCUUCCUUCUGGAUGCACCAUCUGCUACCAAGUCUGCGGCGAACAGACAUCGGCACCUCCCGUUCUCAUCAUCGCGGGCCAUGGCUCAUCCAUGACACAAAAGAUUGGCGGCCUCAUCAAUCUUCUAACGAAGCAAUCAUACUGGGUUAUUCUCUUCGAUCACCGCGAUACAGGCCUCUCAUCAGUGUUUCCCACACCGCCAGAAGGCUCCUCAGAAUCUGCCUACACCAUCACUGAUCUCGCCGACGACGUCAUCGGCCUCAUCCACCAUCUGCAGCUUGACGCCGUGCACCUGGUAGGCUUCAGCAUGGGCGGCCCUAUAGCGUGGCAAGUGGCGGCAAGGUUACCAGCUAAAGUCGCUAGCCUAGCACUGUGCCUGACGAGCCCCGUUGGCCGCCAGCAGCUCCCUACAGAUAACCUCCCACCAAUGCACCUCGAGGGCCAGUGGCUGCUUGGAGAGGCAUUCGAUCCGCCGCAGGACGAGAACGCCUACGAGGCCUGGGUCCAGUUCUACAUGGGCCUCGACUUGUGCCUUGCUACGCAGCCGCCCACUGCUGCCGAACGGAAAGACUCUCGUCGGCAGAGCGAGCUUACCUACCGCCGAGAUCGAGAGGGCGGCACAGUCUUCAGCAAGUUUCACCAUUCAAGGGCCUCGGGGGUCCGCUGGCCGAGAGAGAUGCUCAAACAGGUCAAGUGUCCUACGGUGGUGAUCCAUGGAGCAAAAGACCAGUUGUUUCCGGCGGAGCAUGCCGCUGCGCUGCGCGACGAUGUCGACGGCGCAAGGCUCGUCGUGUUAGAGAAUUGCGGGCAUGAAUUGCCCCAUAGAGCACAACAACCAAUGGUCGAUGCCAUUUGUGAGAAUAUGGCGAGACAACAACGCUAG